Messenger RNA from Thunnus maccoyii (southern bluefin tuna), 2774 nucleotides. RefSeq lists its product as uncharacterized. Gene Ontology annotation, biological process: negative regulation of immune response; positive regulation of T cell apoptotic process. The coding region runs from base 238 to 987 and encodes 249 amino acids. Gene Ontology annotation, cellular component: external side of plasma membrane; membrane. The record is from RefSeq and is a predicted model, not a curated record. Lineage: Eukaryota; Metazoa; Chordata; Actinopteri; Scombriformes; Scombridae. The transcript has 5 exons.
CAUGUCCAUGAACCUCUUUGAAGUCUUCCGUUACAGGAGGUGCUUGUGAUGCUGUAGGCAGAUAAAUCGGUAUUCGUGCAAGUUCCUGUCUACAGUUUCCUCAUGUCAGACUGCAGCUCAACUAGAAACAUAAGGGCCAAAAGAUUCCACACAACAAGGCAGCUCAUAAAAAUCAGUCAUCUCAGAAAGACUCAAGGGCCAUCUCGCCAGGUGUGCGAGUAACAGAUUUGAUCUAUCAUGGUUGACAACAUUGUCACAAAGCCUCUUGGGAUAGUUUUGAUCGUCACAGCUCACAUGGUAUUCAACGGUCACAGCAAAGAGGUCACGGGAAUCCUCGGCAACAACAUCACCCUCGAAUUCAUAUUAAACGCCACUAUCACAAAAAACAGUCAUAUUGCAGUUUACAGAUCAGGCCAGAACAAGAUUGUUGAGUGUCUAUCAGACGGUACUUGCUCAGGAAGUCAUGAGUAUGAUGUUUACCGUGGAAAAGUUUCUGUAUUUUGCAAUAUUUCAAAUCUAAAACGAAAUCACAGUGAUAUUUACUGGGCCAGUUUGUUUAUCGACUUGAAUCCCAAAGAAAGUGAUAAAGUAAAGCUGAGCGUUCGAGAGGACAACAGAAGCAGCACAGAUUCUCCGAUGCCGACUUACAGCACAAUACCCGAGCAUCGUGGAACUUCCAAUUUGUUUGUCUUUUACAUCGUCACUGUCCUUGUGGUUUUGUGUGUCGUGCUGUUGGCUGCAGUGCUUUCUUGGUUAAUCUGGUGUCUCGUGAGAACCAAAGACAAACAACAACAACAACAACAACAACGACAGAGCUCUUAUCCCACAGUACAGGAAACAGUUCAGGCGUCCAAUAUUGUACCUGCACCCUCGGUGGUCUACAGCAUCCUGGACUUUCCCAAAAGACCUCCAGCAGUUUUAGAGAUGAAUCCAAAUGAUACAGAAUAUGCUGCUGUCAGCUAUCUACCAGAACAGAAACGAGUGUGAUGUAUGGCUGAAUGUAAACUAGCUGGUCUUUAUUGGUCUGCAAGAUGACUUACACUCUAUAUAACCUAAAAAUAUAUUUCCGCUAAGUGUAAUAAAUGUUCCCUCCAAGCCUGUAAGUUCCUUGCAAUAAAUUAUAAACAAAGGAGUGUGGAGAGGAAAGAAACAUAAUGACGUGAUGUCAGCGACACUGGGGUCUGAAGUAUAUGGGCAUCACUUGUUUUCUAGUGGUUGCGAGAUUGUGAUGUUGACAGCUGCUAUGGCAAACCAUAUCCCAACACAUAAAAUGUUACAGUGACAAACCAACUUUUUGAUUUGGUUCAGUUUUUGUUCGCUCUUCAUCAGGGGUCAUCUGUCCAUUAAAACCUUACAGGAUAAAUCUGGUGAUAUUCGAUAUAUUUUUUAUUGUGAAAAACCAGCAAUGAGUGGAUCCUACUAAGAAUUGUCCAUGUAUCCAAAGCCUAGUGUAGUUUAUUUGUCUGUGCCAUUGACCUCCAUUGUUGUCAUCAAUGCGCCAUUCUGGUGCACAGGGUGACAUAUUCCUUUAACUAAGUAAAAACAGUACAAACAUCACAGUAAAAUAAGUUAUGAAUGCUGACAUUGCAUAGAAAUGUUUAUUUUUAUGAAGAUGAACACAGUAUUUUGAGUCAAUCCCACUUCCACCAUCCUGCUGUCGUAAAUACUCAUUAGAGCACCAAAUGUGCAAUAAUCUGCCACUGAAAAUGGUGAUAUUUUAGAAAGUAGCUAAGCUUUUUUUAAUCUUAUAUCUACAAACUAUAAAUUGAUUAGCCUUCUUUUAAGAUUUAUGUCUUUAUUAAGACAUAGCUAGAAGAAGAAAUAUUGAAUAAUGCCGGUCUUAUCCCUUAAUCCACAGAAAAGCUUAAGUUCCUUUAACAUUGUCACCAAAUGUAUAACUACACUUCUGUAGAGAAUGUAAAGAGAUGACAGAUUACUGACAAUACAUUGUUUAAUUGUUCAGUUUGAUUUUCAAACAUGUUCUUGAAAGCUCACUGACAUUUAUUCCCAAAAGUUCUGGCCACUUGCUUUAACUUUGUUCUCUGGAUUAAAUUUGGACUCCAAUAAUGCACUUUUCUGUAGUGACAUAUGACUUGGUAAUUAUUUCUGUUUUUGUCUUUUGGGGUUUUCUCCGAGGAAGUGAGGUAUCUUUACCAACAUCUUUUCUUUCGGUGUUUUUGUUUUUGUUGCUAUCUAUCACAGUUUCGAUUGACAUUUUCUCUAUUAUUAUCUCAAAGCUGAGAACCAUCAGUGAAAUGAAACAGUCUUUGGAACAAGUUGAUACUUUAUUUAUAGAUAGAGAUCUUCUAACAGCUCAACAGUACUGUAUAGUCACAGGUCACCAGUGUGAUUUUUCCAUUUACUGCAUGGUGACAGUUUGACUGAUUCAUACCGAUUUUUCAAAUAACAAUGACUUCCUGACACUAUCUCACUGCCAUUAUAUAUUACUUGGUCUCUGAAGUUCUCUUUUGGCAGGUGCUUAUUGAUGUUUUGAUAGAUUUAUCAGACAAAUUUAGUUCUCAAUGUGUUAUUCAUGUAUUAUGUUGUGAAACUCACCAAACACAUCUGUUCAUCGGUGGCAUGACAAACAGGUUGAUUAUUCAACUAUGUCAGCUUUUACUCAGGAAGGAAAAUAACCAAAAAGGUCAAUAAAUUACGUAAAUGUGGUUUUUAAAAUAGCUGGCCACAGUGGCACGCAAUCAAACACAGACCGGAAGUUCUUCUCUGCUCUAAAAACUUGUUGUGAAAGAAAUAAACCCUCAUUCUGAAAACUA